Molecule: messenger RNA, 717 nt
Organism: Colletotrichum siamense
Lineage: Eukaryota; Fungi; Ascomycota; Sordariomycetes; Glomerellales; Glomerellaceae
Gene: Dpm1
Product: Dolichol-phosphate mannosyltransferase subunit 1
Exons: 2
Coding region: 1-717 (238 amino acids)
Biological process (GO): protein O-linked glycosylation via mannose; GPI anchor biosynthetic process
Cellular component (GO): endoplasmic reticulum membrane
Molecular function (GO): dolichyl-phosphate beta-D-mannosyltransferase activity
Source: RefSeq, a predicted model, not a curated record
AUGGCGGCCAACAAGUACUCCGUCAUCCUCCCGACCUACAACGAGCGUCACAACCUGCCCAUCGUCGCUUGGUUGUUGAACCGCACCUUCACCGAGCACAAGCUCGACUGGGAACUCAUCAUCGUCGACGACGGCUCCCCCGACGGCACCCAGACCGUCGCCGAGCAGCUCGUCAAGGCCUACGCCCCGCACGUCGUCCUCAAGACCCGCUCCGGCAAGCUCGGCCUCGGCACGGCCUACGUGCACGGCCUGCAGUUCGCGACGGGCAACUUCGUCAUCAUCAUGGACGCCGACUUCUCGCACCACCCCAAGUUCAUCCCGCAGAUGGUCGCGCGCCAGAAGGAGGGCAACUACGACAUCGUCACGGGCACGCGCUACGCCGGGGAUGGCGGCGUCUACGGCUGGGACCUGAAGCGCAAGUUCGUCUCGCGCGGGGCGAACCUGUUUGCCGACACGGUGCUGCGCCCUGGAGUCAGCGAUUUGACCGGCAGCUUUAGGCUGUAUAAGAGAGCGGUGCUGGAGAAGGUGAUUGGCAGCACGGAGAGCAAGGGGUACACGUUCCAGAUGGAGAUGAUGGUGCGCGCCAAGGCGAUGGGGUGCUCGGUGGCAGAGGUGCCGAUUACGUUUGUCGACCGGAUUUACGGCGACAGCAAGUUGGGCGGUGAUGAGAUUGUGGAGUACGCGAAGGGUGUGCUCUCGCUUUGGCUCAAGGUUUGA